CCUCCCGGCUCGACAGGCGGCGCGGGCGGCGGUAAAAUGUCGGCUCCAGGACCUUACCAGGCGGCUGCAGGCCCUUCUGCAAUGCCCACUGCACCCCCAACCUAUGAAGAGACAGUGGGUGUCAACAGCUACUACCCAGUGCCCCCAGCACCUGUUCCGGGGCCAGCCACGGGGCUCAUCACAGGCCCAGAUGGGAAGGGCAUGAAUCCACCUUCGUACUACACCCAGCCCGUGCCUGUUCCCAAUGCCAACGCAAUUGCCGUACAGACUGUGUAUGUGCAGCAGCCCGUCUCCUUUUAUGACCGCCCUGUCCAGAUGUGCUGUCCGUCCUGCAGCAAGAUGAUCGUGACCCAGCUGUCCUACAACGCCGGCGCCCUCACCUGGCUGUCCUGUGGCAGUCUGUGUCUGCUGGGGUGCAUCGCUGGCUGCUGCUUCAUCCCAUUCUGUGUAGACGCCCUGCAAGACGUGGACCAUUACUGCCCCAACUGCAAAGCGCUCCUGGGCACCUACAAGCGCUUGUAGGACUUGGCCAGCCAGCCAUAGGGGAAAUGGUAGAUCCAUGCUACCGGAAGUCACCCGACCCUUGCCCAGCUCACCCAGAAGAGGCUCCUUCCUUGAUUUCAUCUCUUCAUGGGCUCCAUCUUCGUGUCUUUUGGGGGAUGGAAAAGGUCAAAAAAGUAACCAGCCUCCAAACCCCAGAAACUGCCGCUUGGAGUUGUGCCCUGCAAAGACAUGGACCUUGAUGUUUCAAGGGCUUACAGCCUGCCCAAGUCACCCCCACUAACUGUGAUUGUUACCCCAUUUACCUCACCACUGAUUUGCCAUUGGCUGGCUCCUCUUCCUCCUCAGCGGGCCUUCCUGGUGACAGUCUCAAACCCGGAAGCCAGUUUGCCUUAUUCACUGUUGGCCUGAUCUUGUCUGUCUCCCCAUCCCUGAUGGCAGAGACCCCGCCUUAAAGACUCUGUGGUUCUGUAAUUGUAGACUUCUCUGGCAUUCAGAAUCACUUUAAUUUCAUAGGUUUUUGUUUUGUUUUCCAAGUGCACAGAAGGGCUGCCGACACCCACCAGACACAUACAGAGAAGGUCACAAAAUAAAAACAGCAGUCAGGCUGGUUUAAUCACACCCGGCCUGUCUUAGCCUUGCUCCUGUGGGGAGGGGGGGGUCUUCUUCCUCACAGUUUCUGUGAGCGCCUUUUGUUCUUAAAACACACGUGGAAGUCACUUGGCAGGGAGACAUUUCUACAAUAACUUUUGUGAUCAUAAUACAGCCUUCAUUUUUUCAUUUGCUGGUGUGAUUUUAGUUGGUUUUGUUUUAGUUUUUGAUAUGCAUUCUGGCUUUGUUGCCCAGCCCAGCCUUGAACUCCUGGGUUCAAGUCCAUCCUUCAGUCUUCGCCUCUCAAGUGCCCAGGGCUCUGGGCUUGUGCCGCUGCACCUACUGGGCUUUUUUUUUUUUUUUUUUUCAACAAAUAGGUAAUUUUGUCUACUGCCUACAUGGAUUUGUGUGGUUUUGAAAACCUUGUUGCCGGGCAGUGGUGGCGCAUGCCUUUAAUCCCAGCACUUGGGAGGCAGAGCCAGGUGGAUCUCUGUGAGUUCAAGGCUAGCCUGGGCUACCAAGUGAGCUCCAGGAAAAGGUGCAAAGCUACACAAAGAAACCCUGUCUCGAAAAACCAAAAAAAAAAAAGAAAAGAAAAGAAAACCUUGUCUGUGUGGGGUCUCUUUGAGGGGAUGAGGGGAUCUCUAGCUGAGCCUGUGUUACAGAGCUGAGAGCUUGGCCAGAGAACCUGAAGCAUGACUUUGUGUUUUAGAGAUGAGCUUGUUGUGUGGCACCAGCAUGGUCUUCAAUAUCAGCGGACCAGGUGGGAGGACGCCAAAGACAAGUCAGGGCUCUUUCUAGGGUGACCACUCUGUCAUCUUUAGCAUUGACAUAGCGCAGCCAGCUUUUCAGGAGACCCUGUCUCCAUCUCAAACCCACACAGAACUCUGCAAACAAUAGUGUGUGGAGUCAGCCCGACCCUGAACUGCCUGUUGGUUAAGAUACAGUCCUAACCAUUGUCUGAGCUGUUCAUGCAGUGAUCCAGAGAAACUAGCCAUCUUGUUUGCAGUGAAUUAUGGGUACCAUAUACAACUUUGGUGUUAUGUGCUUUUAAACAAAUAAAAUCUUUGGUCACUCUUGGUAAUCGA
Molecule: messenger RNA, 2180 nt
Organism: Peromyscus maniculatus bairdii (prairie deer mouse)
Lineage: Eukaryota; Metazoa; Chordata; Mammalia; Rodentia; Cricetidae
Gene: Litaf
Product: lipopolysaccharide induced TNF factor
Biological process (GO): regulation of cytokine production
Cellular component (GO): cytoplasmic side of lysosomal membrane; nucleus; cytoplasmic side of late endosome membrane
Molecular function (GO): zinc ion binding
Source: RefSeq, a predicted model, not a curated record